AUGGCAGGAAAGGAUUACAACCCGGAACUGGAGUUUAACUGCGUUGACUGUAUACAAUCCGAUGCGUACCAGAAUAUGGUACAAUGUGACCAAUGUGCGUCCUGGAGGCACUACGCGUGUGCUGGUGUGGACGACUCUGUCGAGGAUCACGAUUUUAUUUGUCGAACGUGCUCUGCUGGUAAGGAUGACCGCACACGAAGUUUGGAUCCUGGAAGUGAUACCAUGACAAUGGCAGAUUCUAUGACUCGCUUGAUAAAGGAGCAGGAGUUAGAAAUCAAAAAGCUGGAAUUGGAAGUGAAAGAACGAUUUCUCAAGCAAAGAGAGGAAUUGUUGGAAGUCGCUGUUGCGCGGAACUCAAGAAACCGGAAAAGUUCGGUGAGUAUCCAAGGAAACCAGCAACGGAUUAGUAAUUGGAUUAGCAGCACAGAGAAUCCAAAUGAAGAUGGUGAGGAUGAGGAUGUUCAACCUUACCCUAGACCAGUGUCUCAAGAUGCCUAUCUGUAUGAUGUCGGAAGCAAGCAACGAUUGGUUGAUCGUUUGAAUCAGUUUGAACUGAACGGAAGUCCCACUGCAGAUGACGUGCAGGAUCUUUUGAAUCUCUGUAAGGAAACUUUAGUCUUGACAGAUAAAGCAAAUCGUAUUGGAACCAUUCCCAAGUGUAGAACGACAUGGAAGUCAGUUGACGAAGCGACUGAUCCCACUCUGCGAUUGCCGAGUGUGCAAAAGGAUAGGUUCCUACAUUCUAAUAAUUUGGAAGCAGUUCCGAGACCUAGCCAGUGGAACACGGAAAGUAGACGAUGGCUGAUUGAUCAGCCAAUUCAACCCACAUCGAGGGUAGAGUUUGUAGGCCCUGGCCCUGUUUACCCUUCUGCCCUUCCAAACCACCCCAAAGAGUCAGGAAGCUCCAAUGGGGUAAAACAGCCAAGUGUACCUGUAGAAGAAUGUCGUAAACUGAAGACUACCUGGGAUCUCAUACAACAUGAGUUGGAUGUAUUCUGGAAACGCUGGCUCAAGGAAUACAUGCCAAUCAUUCGUCGCCGAUCUAAAUGGUUCAAGCAGGUUCGGCCAAUUGAAGUGGGUGAUUUAGUUUUGAUGGUCGACUCCAAAGUGAGGAACGGAUGGAUUCGAGGACGUAUCGAGGAUGUGAUUGCUGGGUCAGACGAUCAAGUUCGACAAGUUUCUGUGCGGACAGCUAAUGGAGUUCUACGCCGAGCGGUUCAUCAACUGGCCCUGUUGGAUGUGGGACGAGUAAGUGCAGUCUCGGUGGAUACCCAGAUGCACCCGGGGGAGGAUGUCGGCAAACAGGCAACCCUGCCGUAACCAUCACAGUUCUGUCAACCGACUGAUUGUUUUUAAUGAUUUUCAAUGACGACGGUAGAAACGGUGACAAAAAACCGGAUAUUUAGGACUGUCAAAUCGAGGCAUUUUAAGACAUCGUGUAGUAGCUUGAUUUUAAAGUUUAUGUGAUUUAAAUAGUUUAGCCCAAAUCAAAGACUUCGUUCCAUUUCGUGAUUGUUUAUUUGCAUCAGCAAAGGUCGAUUAGCUUCACGUAGGU
This is a messenger RNA of Uranotaenia lowii, 1555 nucleotides long. RefSeq lists its product as uncharacterized. The record is from RefSeq and is a predicted model, not a curated record. The transcript is spliced from 2 exons. The coding region runs from base 1 to 1320 and encodes 439 amino acids. NCBI's taxonomy places the organism in Eukaryota, Metazoa, Arthropoda, Insecta, Diptera, Culicidae.